CUCAGCAAGACCACCACUUCCAAUCAUGUUCCGUUGCGUUCUUGUCCUGGCUCUGGCCACCUGCGCCUUCGCUGGCUACCUGGGCUACGGCGGCUACUCCGUGGCUGCCCCCUUGACCUCCGCCUACUCCACCGUCCACCAUGCUCCAGUCGUUUCUACCCUCGGCUACGGCCAUGGUCUUGGCUACGGCUACGGUCUCGGCUACGGUCACAACCUUGGCUACGGAUAUGGUCUGUCCGGCUAUGGUCUCGGCUACGGCUAUGGACUUGGCGGUCUUGGCUACGGUGGUUUCUACAAGAAAUAAACUGAACUUCUGACUAGUGUCCAUAGGUUGAGGUGACAAGGACGCUCCAAAAAGGAUAAGCAAAGCAUAUAACAAAAUCAACAAGAAGCCCGGCCGACGUCACAGCGUUCGUGAUUGAAUAUGAUGAUUUUAUUCUCUACAUAGUUUGAAUCAAUAAUAUUAGGUUAA
Ixodes scapularis (black-legged tick) is the source of this 472-nucleotide messenger RNA. Its product is annotated as glycine-rich protein. The record is from RefSeq and is a predicted model, not a curated record. Lineage: Eukaryota; Metazoa; Arthropoda; Arachnida; Ixodida; Ixodidae. Bases 26 to 304 code for a protein of 92 amino acids. The transcript has 3 exons.